Messenger RNA from Hibiscus syriacus, 537 nucleotides. Its product is annotated as PRA1 family protein F3-like. Gene Ontology annotation, biological process: vesicle-mediated transport. The transcript has a single exon. The record is from RefSeq and is a predicted model, not a curated record. Gene Ontology annotation, cellular component: Golgi apparatus; endoplasmic reticulum. NCBI's taxonomy places the organism in Eukaryota, Viridiplantae, Streptophyta, Magnoliopsida, Malvales, Malvaceae. Bases 1 to 537 code for a protein of 178 amino acids.
AUGACGACGUACGGUACCAUUCCGGCAGAGUUGCCACGACCCUCGUUGAGCAUGAUUGCCCGAGCACGAGAACAGCUCGGAUCGAUUCUCGGGUCACGAAGGAAAUGGGAAGACAUGAUCAAGAUUCACGCCUUAAACUUACCCCCGAAUGUAAACGAAGCCGCACUAAGGAUCCGAACCAACGCCGUGUUUUUUAAGACCAACUAUGCGAUCGUCGUCGCACUUCUUCUCUUCCUCACCUUGCUCUUGCACCCUGUGUCGUUGAUCAUCAUCGCUAUCAUGAUGGGUGCAUGGCUUCUACAGUACAUGUUACGUGACAAUCCUCUGUCAAUCUAUGGCUUCGUGAUCAAUCGUACCACAAUCAUCACGGUCUUGACGUUGUUCACCAUCACCGUGUUUUUCCUAACCGAUGUGAUGAAUAACGUCAUGACCGGUAUUUUUUUCGGAUUAACGGUUGUUGUGCUCCAUGGACUAUUCAGAACUAUCGAUGAUCUGUCCGCCGGAGAUGAGAAAGAAGUCGGUGGAUCGCAGUGUUAA